Molecule: messenger RNA, 819 nt
Organism: Saccharomycodes ludwigii
Lineage: Eukaryota; Fungi; Ascomycota; Saccharomycetes; Saccharomycodales; Saccharomycodaceae
Gene: YCP4
Product: flavodoxin-like fold family protein
Exons: 1
Coding region: 1-819 (272 amino acids)
Molecular function (GO): NAD(P)H dehydrogenase (quinone) activity; FMN binding
Source: RefSeq, a predicted model, not a curated record
AUGACAUCCUCUCCAAAAAUUGCUAUUAUCACAUAUUCUAUGUACGGUCACAUCAAUAUAUUGGCCGAGAGUAUUCAAAAGGGAAUCCAGGAUAAGGGCGGUAUUGCCGAUAUUUACAGAAUUGAAGAAACCCUACCUUUAGAAAUUCUGCAACAAUUACAUGCACCAGCUCCACCCGAAGAUCUACCAGUGGCCACUGUGAACAUAUUAACUAAAUAUGAUGGGUUCUUAUUUGGUAUUCCAACCAGGUUCGGUACUGUACCAUCGCAAUGGAGUGCAUUUUGGGAUGCGACCGGCUCUUUGUGGAGUGAAGGUGCCUUAUACGGUAAACCGGCUGGUAUGUUUGUUAGCACUGCCUCUCCAGGCGGUGGCCAAGAAACUACUGUUAGAAAUUCCUUAAGUUAUUUAGUCCAUCAUGGCUUGAUCUAUGUUCCAAUGGGAUAUAAAACCACUUUUGGCGAUUUGGCAAAUGUUAACGAGGUACAUGGUGGGUCUCCAUGGGGAAGUGGUACUAUUUCUUGUAAUGAUGGUAGUAGAUUGCCAAGCGAUUUGGAAUUGAGAAUGGCUAAAACUCAAGGUAGUGAUUUUUAUGCCAUAGUUUUGAAGUUGAAUUCAACAACAAAUAGUUCUGAUGUUAAACAGGAGCCAAAAGAGAAGGGGAAGGAAACAAAAGUGACAACAACAACAUCAACGAGCAAAAAAGAUUCAAAAACGAAACAUGCCUCUGCCACGGCUGACAAAGGGAAGCCUAACUCUCCGGUUAACGUUGCUCCAGAAAAAUCAAAGACUGGUUUGACAAAAUGCUGCACCAUUAUGUAA